GUCCAGGCAAAUGCUUGGCUUCAAGCGUCGAGGCGAGGAUUCCAGCCUCCAGGGGUUGAGGGAGCCCCUCGUCACUUCGUUCGAAGGACCAUCUUCGUUCAACUUCAAGUUCGAGGACUGCCCUGAGAGGAAGGCUAUGUUGUCUGCCUUUUGAGCGGAGAUUGUGGCUCGACUCCGUGGCCUCUUCAGAAAGCAGUAGACUUUCACGUGCUGGGUAACGGGUCCUGCUUCCAGAAAGCAGGUGGUUUGUUGUAGAAACAAGAUAAGCUGUGAUCUGCUAGUACCUCUCUUCGGCCUGCUGAUGUUUGUUGAACCUAGCUUGUAUGGACCGAUCUGCGCUGGGCUACGCGAAGCAGUAGAAGGGCAAUCUGCAAGGAUUGUUAGGUGAUGCGAGUCCAAGGAGCCGUGUGUUCAAGCCUGAGUUUAUUCAAGACAAGCUCAGCAAAGCAAACAUGCUCUGUCUCACGCUUAUAACUUAGCCAAGUCAUAAGCUGGCAUCCAGGAAACUAUAAGUGUACGCUUGCAACCACUUCGCGAUGAAGUCACAUGUGGCAGGGAGGCCUCAGCGGUCAUCUGAGGAGCUGGUUUACAGGAUGGAGGAAUUGAUGGAGGAAUUGGCUUUGUGUGUGGGGGGAAGCGGGUACAUAUGGCUGGUUGUCAAGGGAGGAGGGGGCCAUUUGGGUGGAUGUUCCCCAAACCUGAAGCCGUACAAAGCUGCGCUGGCCGAUGAGGUGGAAAAGGCGACAGAGAGGCCCGUUGUGGUAGCUCUAGAGGGGGAUCCCCCGCGGCUGCCCCGCACUGAGAGCGUGCUGCUGGCGUUGGCGAAAACUCGGCAUGUGGAGCUGCACCCCAUCGUGGCAAUGAUGAUCCAAGGCUUCAAUGAGAUCAACAAUCACAAGGUGCCCAGGGUCAAGGCCCUUGCGGACCCAAGCACGAUCCCCUCCUGGUUCCCACUCUCGGCGGAGGCGUACGCGAGCCGCAGCCAGAAGAUGGACCUGCACCAGUUGUUCUCCGUCCUCGACUCCAUCUUCCACGAGGUGCGCGGGAACCUGCGCAGCAUCCAGGGCCUCCACUCCAUGCUCGACAGGGCCUACAAGAACGGCUCCUGCAGUAUCAGCACGCGCGCGGGGAUGGACUCCUUCUUCCACUUCCUGGAGGAAGAGGCCCUGUCUCGGGUGAAGGGGCCCCCCAGCAACGGUGACGUCAGGGGUGACAUCAUGGCAGCGGAGGACCGAGGAGUGGGGCACGGGUUUGACAACAUGCUCUCUGCCUUCGGGAAGUACAACGAGCAGCCCGUGCGAAGGGGGGGUGAGCUGGAGUGCUACGGGAUGCCCCCCCUGCUGGCGAAUGCAUUCCAGCCGGUUGCUUCGUACGCAAACGGUGUGCCUCCCGAGAUGAUCCUGGACCAGAAGAACCCGCGCCUCGCACGAGGGCUCCCUCGCUUGCAAAGCAACCCCGCGCUUUCUGCCCUAGAAACAACCGGAGGGCUGGUGAACGGGGUGGUAGCAAACGGACUGCUCAGCAACGGAGGCGAAUCGGACGGGGCGCUGCUGCAAGAGGCGCAGACGGAGGAGAUGGGGUUUGCGGAGAGAGCAAGCGAAGCAGUGGAGAAGUGUGCGCAGCAGAAGGGCGGGAAGGAGUUUGUGUGGAUUGUAGUGACUGAGAAGGACGGCACACUGGGGGGGUGCUCGCAGCAGCUGACGCCGUACGGGCCGGCGCUUAUGGACCAGGUCGAGAGGGCCGCCCGCGAGCCGAUCAAUUUCCCGACCGACGCCGCUAACGCGCUCCCGAAGAUCGCGGACGUCCUGCGGCCCCUGUCGGGCGUUCGGCACAUCGACCUGCAGCCCAUCAUCGCGGCCCUCAUCAACGGGAUGGAUGACGUCACCAGCCAGAAAGGGUCACGAAAGCGGGCUCGGAAGGAUCCGUCGCAGGUCCCGGCUUGGUUUCCCCUGCCGGCGGAGAAGUACGCGGGCCGCCUCCAGUCGCUCGACCUGUCCGAAUGCUUCCUCAUCAUUGACGCCAUCUUCGGACACGUGCGCGGACAGCUCGGCGCGAUCGCCAAGCUGCGGGGAUCUCUCGACCGCUUCUUCGCGGAAAACCCUGCCUGCCCGACGGGCACUCGAGCGGCCAUCGACGGGUUCCUAGACUUUCUGGAGGCGGACGCGGGGGUGCCACGUGGCAGUGCGACGGGGUUGCCACGUGGCAACGAGGGUGCCCGCAGGAUCCUGCAUCGGAGGAGCGCGUUCACGCCGUGUAAGAAAGAGGAGGUGACGGAAGGUGCUGAUCAGGGCGCAAGCGUGAAGAUGGAAGUUGUGGAGUCGGACGUCAAAGCGGUGGAAGAACCAGAGACGGGGGUCUUAGCAGGAAAGGAGAGGACGCGUUCGAACGAGCAGGCGACCGGGAGCGGGCGCGCGGAGGGGGAAGAAGCGUCGGUUGAUCGUCCUGACUCGGCCGCAGCCUUGGAGAAGGCAGAACAGGGAGGAGAGGUAGAGGCUGGUUCCGACCGGGGGGAACAACCAAUAGAGGGGAGUGAUAGCGGAAAGGAAAACCUGGACGAAGCAGCGGGGGAUCCCCUCGUGGCAACGGGUGGCGACGCGACUGGUUCAGGAGUCGAAGAGUCGAAGCCACUGGAGGCGUUAGCGGGGAGAGGCAGGAAGCGGUCGCGGCGCGAGGGAACUAUCCAAGCGAGGAGUAAAAUGCCCAGGGAUGCGAGUGGAGCAGGAAAGACCAUACCCGUGUAUAAGCCGCUCCCCGAAAAGACGCCGCAGGCUUACGGCAGGAUGUUAUCUCUCUUCGAGGCGUUGGACACGUCAUCAGGGGGGCCAUCGAUAGGGUAGCUGGUGCAAUCCUGGAGGAGGCGGGGUGUGGAACGGCCGGCCGUCUGUGCUCUCAGGCUUCAGAAAUUCUGCACACCCCAGGACGUGUCUUUUGAGCGGGGUCUCAAAGGGGCAUCCUGAGGUGUGCGCGAUUUCUGUCGCAUCUGAUGCCCUAGCGAUGAGAACCUCUAGCUGCGUGUCGUUUACGACUGGUCGUUCCUGGAAGAGACGGGCGUCUCUGGCUAGGUUUCUGUAUGAGGGCUGGACUUGUCUGGCAGUUAAAUUCACCCUCGUCUCCUGGGAUUGGCCGAAGGCGGGUUUGAUCGAUAAGACCUGCAUAGCGGCCAUCUUAUUCUGCACCUUGGUCAACGGUAAUGUGCAUCGUCCGAUUGGAAAGGGCUCGUAGGCGUACAUCGACGGAGUGCAAACAAUUGCAUUGGGAGCCUGGGGUGCACAUCUUCUGGACUUCUUGUUUUGCAAACAUCAUAAAAGGAUACUUGAUCAUAUCGGACGCCUCAUCAGAACGACUUAAUCUCACAUUCUUCACUUGAAUCACC
Klebsormidium nitens is the source of this 3373-nucleotide messenger RNA. NCBI's taxonomy places the organism in Eukaryota, Viridiplantae, Streptophyta, Klebsormidiophyceae, Klebsormidiales, Klebsormidiaceae. The record is from the annotation of a GenBank genome assembly.